Porites lobata is the source of this 1695-nucleotide messenger RNA. Lineage: Eukaryota; Metazoa; Cnidaria; Anthozoa; Scleractinia; Poritidae. The record is from the annotation of a GenBank genome assembly.
AUGGCAUCAAGCUUUUAUCGCAUAUUUCUAGUCAUAGCAAUUCUCAUUGCACCUCAGAGAGGUAAGCUAAACUUGUUUUUGUAUAAAUGCUCUCUUUUGAAAUAAUUUUUAUUCUCGUCUCCAACAAAAAGCGGCGAUCUGUCGAAGUCCAAUUCCCGGCUUAUCUCUUCAAUUCGCGUCUCGACAAUGGCUCUCAUCCUGGAACAGGCUAGUCCGUCAGCUGUUCAAAGAAAGCCUGGUGUCGAUAGGUAUUAAGGCAACAUUUGUAUUUAUCGGUAUACCGACCGCGUGUUAAUAAUUCUGCCGGCCCUCCAGCGAGUGUGAAAAUGCCCCUAUCAUCAUAAUCAUAAAGAAGUAGUAGUCACGUUCUUAAUUGGCAAGUUAAACUUGAAGAUUUUGUUUCGAAAGUGAAAGCAGAUCGAGCUUCACCCUGAGAGCGAAUCUCCUCUUGUCCUCUACGCCAGAGUCGAGAAAGCGGAAGAAAGCCUGUGCCAACAGGAUGAUCGAACUUAAGCUGAUGCAAAAUAGUGAAUACAUCAAGCCCAAUGAGGGUUUUCGUGUAUCGGCUGUUAUCACGAUCACAAUAGUGAGCAACAUCUUAAUUGCGAGAUGUCUUACUCGACUAAAUAUCCCAGCCAUGAGUAAGUGUUAAUUCUUGACACCUGGCGAUGAAAAAUCAUUCAUACAUUUUUCCAUUUUGAAAGGAAUUUAAUGAAGAUUUGUCUGCUCAUUGGAACGGAUACAGCAACUAAGCAGAACAUAUAACAAGUUAAAAUUUCUACUCGCUAUCAUCGCGUGACAAAAUGCAUUGACGAUCCGCAAUAUGCCUCUUAAUACUAGCUAUAAUUCUUCUUUUCUGCCAUAAUCACGCACGAUGCUUUGGAAGGUAUAUUUGUCCAAUGGCCUUUCUAUACCAGUAUACCAAUACAGAUUUCUUUUGGGAGCCAAGAUGGUAUCUGUCGAAUACCAAGUCUUCGCCCAAUGAGACGAAAUUACACAGUUUCUUGUGAGGGACUGUUUAUACGAUCUCGUGACUUUCACCGGACUAAGUUUGUCACAAACUGUAUACCUGAAUGUUUAAAAAUAGUUGCUUUAUUUUUUGCAAAGGUCACGGUUAUAUCAAGGCCUGUCACGGAUAUUUUCAUCAACUUAAAACUGAUAUAUUCUGAGGAAAUCAUUACUGUGCUGACGAUUCGAAUUUCUCGAAACGGACAUUUUGUCCCGGAAAUCAAGGUUCCGCCAACUGUACCGUAUUGUAAAAAAAUUCCGGAAAUUUGGCGUAAUGUGAGGAAGGUUUAAUGACCGUUGAUUUGCUUCUCAGUUAGUUGCAUCCUGAGGUGUUACAGCUGUGAAAGUUACAAAUCCUGGGCGGACUGCAACACUAAGGAAAACCUGGAAAAAACGGAGUGCCCUGUGGAAUCACCAAAUUGUGUACAAGGUGUGGUGACAUGCGCUGACGGCGAUGGUACUAUCAAGCAAACCAUCUACUAUAAGGGUUGCGGUGCCCCAGGAGAUAAAUGUGUCGCGGAAAAAGAAUCCCUUCCCUCGUGCGAAGAAACCCUUAAAGCUUAUCCUGAUGACACUUGCUGUGAUGGAGACUACUGCAAUUCAGGAUCAGGGAUCAGGGAUCAGGGAUCAAGAUUAGCAAUAAUAGGACUGUUCAUUUUGCAUAUUCUUUGGGGCUUCCUCAUUUGA